Molecule: messenger RNA, 462 nt
Organism: Trematosphaeria pertusa
Lineage: Eukaryota; Fungi; Ascomycota; Dothideomycetes; Pleosporales; Trematosphaeriaceae
Product: Thioesterase/thiol ester dehydrase-isomerase
Exons: 3
Coding region: 1-462 (153 amino acids)
Cellular component (GO): mitochondrion
Molecular function (GO): fatty acyl-CoA hydrolase activity
Source: RefSeq, a predicted model, not a curated record
AUGGCGUUAGACACAUUGAAAACGCGACGGCGACAUGACUACAGGUUCCAGCUGGAAUACAGGACGAGAUGGAGCGACAAUGACAUGUACCAUCACUUGAACAACAGUAUCUACUACUUCCUAUUCGAUUCCGUGGUCAACACGUACUUGAUCCAGCACUGCUCCCUCCACCCUCCGACCUCGUCCCAGAUCGGCCUUGUCGUCCAUUCACACUGCGACUACCUCGCCCCAAUAGAGUUCCCUGCCGUCGUAGAUCUAGCGCUGAGAGUGAACAAGCUCGGGAAGAGCUCUGUCACCUAUGAGAUUGGCGUAUUCGAGAGAGGGCACGAGGAGGUCAAGGCAGUGGGCGAGUUUGUCCAUGUCUUUGUUGACCGAGAGAGCAGGAAGCCUGAGAAGCGUGGCAUGAGCGAUGAGCUGAAACAGGGACUUGGGAGGUUACUUGUGGACAAGGCGAAGCUAUGA